CAUCUGGAUUAUGUCUACAGCAUACCAAAUAUAACUGCAAUGUUUUACAUCAAAUACAAAUAGCUUUUUUUUUUAAGCAAACACGUGAUUUUCAAAUGUUCAAUAACAACUUAUGAAGGGGGAGAUGUUAAUAACUCAUUUAGAUGAUGCAAAGCGGUGGGGCUGUUGUAACUGGAUAUUGUAUGUUUCUUAAUCAACUAAAAUUAACUACACAAACAUGUUCAAUAUUUCUAAAAAAAAAACGUUUAUAAAAAAUACAUAAAGCCUUCUUUCAAACCGUGGUUUAAAAUGAUUUCCUCAUUAAACCUUUUAAAAUCACGUUUUGAACUUUGUCACACAUUUACACAAUAAAAAGUAUAUGCAGCAAACCUCUGAUGGUCGGAGUGUUGAUGGAGUAACGCUGUAAACGUUCCAUGGGUCCGUGCCGAAACAAGGAAUUGACAAGAGUUCCCCGGCGACACCAGGAUGUUGUGGUGCAGACCAGAGAGCUCUGAUAAGCUUGUUGGGGAGUUUCUUGGCACAGGACCCGUAAUCAGAAACAAGAUGAUAAAAAACUGGGGUGUCAUUGGAGGCGUAGCGGCAGCGAUUGCAGCUGGAGUAUAUGUUUUGUGGGGCCCAAUUACAGAGAGAAAGAAAAGGAAGAGAGAUAUGGUUCCUGGUCUGUUAAAUUUGGGUAACACUUGCUUCUUGAACUCGCUGCUUCAAGGCUUAGCAGCAUGUCCAUCCUUCAUCAGAUGGCUGGAGAAGUUUUCAGGUCUGCCUCCGAUCCAGUCAUGCAAAGACAACCAGCUUUCCACCACAUUGCUGCAGCUUCUCAAAGCUCUAUCCAAUGCUGAACCUGGGGAGGAAGAUGUCCUUGAUGCUGGAUGCCUCCUGGAUGUUCUCAGACUGUACCGCUGGCACAUUAGCUCAUUUGAAGAACAGGAUGCACAUGAACUUUUUCAUGUCCUCACAUCAUCUCUGGAAGAGGAGCGAGAUCGUCAACCCAAAGUCACCCAUUUGUUUGACAUGCAGUCCCUUGAGAGUCUUCCAGAUCAAGAUGAGAAAACUAUGGACUGCAUAAGUCGAGCUCCUCUUCAUCCAAUACCAGGUCCUUGGAAGUUUCAGCAUCCUUUUCAUGGACGUUUAACAAGCAACAUGUCGUGCAAACACUGUGAAAUACAAAGUCCAGUGCGAUAUGACUCAUUUGAAAGCCUCUCCUUGUCCAUUCCUUUACCUCAGUGGGGUCGGCCUAUCUCCUUAGAUCAGUGCCUGCAACAUUUUAUUUCCUCAGAAACCAUCAAAGAAGUGGAAUGUGAAAAUUGCACCAAGUUUCAACAAAGCACAACAAUAAAUGGGCAAGUCUUAGAAAGUAAGAGGACAACUUUUGUUAAACAGCUAAAACUUGGAAAGCUCCCCCAGUGCCUCUGUAUUCAUUUACAAAGACUAACUUGGUCCAGCGAAGGAACCCCCAUCAAAAGACAGGAGCAUGUGCAGUUCACAGAGUAUCUAUCGAUGGACCGCUACAAACACAACACCUCCGCACAGAGGAGUCAGCGGAUCAGAUGUGCUCCCAAAGCCAUAAAGGCAGAAAAUAUAGAUGAUUCCACAGAAAGGCUUACAGCUAAUGGAACUGAUGCAGAGCAUCACAACAACAACAAACCUUUUUCUAAUGGAAGCUGCUCUGUAUUUCUUCACUCUACUGGUCUGAACACACAGCUCAGUCUCACACAUGACUACAGCAUCUUUCCUUGCAGUUCUGCAGAGUACCUUUUCCAGCUCACAGCUGUGCUGGUUCACCACGGUGACAUGCACUCAGGACAUUUUGUCACGUACCGCCGCAGCCCUUCCUCGCCUCGCACCUCCUCACCCUUCAGCUCGCAGUGGCUUUGGGUCUCAGACGACUCGGUACGCAAAGCCAGCCUGCAUGAAGUGCUGUCUUGUAACGCUUACAUGCUCUUCUACGAGAGAGUUCGAAGGCCCAGCCUCAGCCCAAGCACGGAGGAGUGACCUUGCAGCCUGAUUGACUUCUGCCUUUCCAGUCAUACUGCCACCUUCGGUGUGGCAGUAACAACACAGUUACCAGCUGGUUGCUGUGUGACAAUGAGACCAGAGAGGAAAGCCAUCUUAGCAUUAUGAAUAGUUUUGCAUUGUGGAUCUCAGCAUUAUGUGAUAGUACGAUGUGUUGUGGACACUUCCUGCUGCUCAGAUCACAGUCAGAGGCUCUUAAUCCCAAAGAUAAUGGACCUGCAGGAUUUAAGUGGAAUAUCUUUGAUCAUCCAAUGUACUUUUGUUAACCCCAUGUAAUUAUUUGUCUAACAGUUUAAUGAAACACUAACUUCUAUGAGACAUAGAAACAGGAACACCUAUCAGUAGAGCACUAAGGUAACAGCACCAUGACACACUGUUCAUAUGAGAAGCUUACAAUGUUUUUUAUUUGGAAAGUUAGAGGUGUUGACUCAGUUCUGUGGCACUUUUAAACUGUAUAAUUAUGGAGUUGAAGUGGUUUUCCUGUGACUUUGUCAAUUUUGUGUAAAGUACAGAUACAAAAAUUGCCGUUUCAGACUUCUCAGAGAUUUUAUGUAGAAGUUGUUACUCAUUAUGAAAUGUCAGAUAGGUACAAUUUUCCUUGAGUCUGGCGCUUUUUCUUAUCCAGAAAGCAUAAUCAUUCCAAGAAGUGUAUGUAAAAUAUAUGGAAAAUAAUGUUUCAGCUGACAUUUUGCUGUUUUCCUAAGCUGUCAUGAUCGGCAGAGCUGAACAGUUGAGGUUCAAGUGCCAUGAUGUCUUUUACGCUCAAGAUUUUUAACACA
This is a messenger RNA of Melanotaenia boesemani (Boeseman's rainbowfish), 2789 nucleotides long. It is a transcript of the gene usp30, whose product is annotated as ubiquitin specific peptidase 30. Bases 466 to 1989 code for a protein of 507 amino acids. The record is from RefSeq and is a predicted model, not a curated record. The transcript has 13 exons. Gene Ontology annotation, molecular function: cysteine-type endopeptidase activity; cysteine-type deubiquitinase activity. Lineage: Eukaryota; Metazoa; Chordata; Actinopteri; Atheriniformes; Melanotaeniidae. Gene Ontology annotation, cellular component: nucleus; cytosol. Gene Ontology annotation, biological process: protein deubiquitination.